Messenger RNA from Andrographis paniculata, 1106 nucleotides. Its product is annotated as sec-independent protein translocase protein TATB, chloroplastic. Bases 260 to 946 code for a protein of 228 amino acids. The transcript has 6 exons. NCBI's taxonomy places the organism in Eukaryota, Viridiplantae, Streptophyta, Magnoliopsida, Lamiales, Acanthaceae. The record is from RefSeq and is a predicted model, not a curated record. Gene Ontology annotation, biological process: protein transport by the Tat complex. Gene Ontology annotation, cellular component: membrane.
CCAUUUCCCUUCCGUCCGCGUCCGUCGAACGUCGAUCAACCAGGAACAGUACGCUCCAUGGACCUCCCAAAUUCCACAAACAAAAUCUGCAAACCCACCUCGAAUGUUCUUGCUCAAGAAACCAGAUAUAAAUACCGCCCCCAAAUUGUGUCCCCAGAUCACGUUUGGGCUGCACACUCCACGCUCCAUUAUCCCAAAACCACAAAUCUUUUCGAAUGCGAGGGAAAAAAAUCUCCAGGAUUGACGACGAUAAUCGAUAAUGGCUUCUGCAAUUUCCAUUCCGACGCCAUUUCUAUCCCGUUCUUCCGCACCAUACAUUGAGAAUAAACCCUCGCCCUCGCUCUCGCUCUAUUUCUCGUCCCCUAAACAAGCUUCUCCUCAAUUGAGCUUCGCGCCGUACUCGCAGUGGGUUUUGAGUGUGCGCAAGCAGCUAGGCAUAAUCUCGAUCCCCAAAUUCUCCGCGAGAAUGAGAAGGAAGGGGAGAGGAAAGAAGCACAGUGGAGCAUAUGCUUCAUUGUUUGGUGUCGGUGCUCCUGAAUUUCUUGUUAUUGGAGUUGUUGCUUUGCUUGUUUUUGGCCCCAAAGGUCUUGCCGAGGCAGCUCGGAGCUUGGGCAAAACAAUACGCUCAUUCCAGCCGACCAUAAGAGAACUCCAGGAAGUUUCGAGGGAAUUCAAGAGCAGCCUCGAGAGAGAAAUCGGUCUGGAUGAAGUCGACAGUCCUUCAUCCAACCGAUUCGGCUCUAACACCACUAGCUCUACAUCGGACGAAUCAAUGACAAAUGCAAAUCAAUCUUCCACAGAGGAUCCUGCGGCCGAAACCGGCGCUUACACGGCCGACGAAUACUUGAAGGUCACCGAAGCACAGCUGAAAGCAGCUAUGCAAGAUCAGAUACAGCCCCAAACUCCAUCGGACAAAACUCCUCCAAAGCGUGGAUCAGACAAGUGAAAAUGUACGUGUAUAUGUGUGUGUAUAUAUAUAUAUAUGUAUAUAUAGGAGCACGAGAUUAGGAGAGUGUUGAGUUUGUCUCAAACACUUUCCAGAGCUGUUUGUCGAGAUAAUUUGUUUUGACAGAAAAUAAAUUUUGAAAAUAAACACUUUGCUGACA